CGCACGUGUGGAGGGCGGGCGCGCGGAGCCAACGGCGUGUGUCUCUUCAGAAGCAAGGUGGGAGCGGACUGGCGGUUCUGAGCGGUUGGCCUCUCAGCCGGCUCGCGGUGCGGCUGCCGUUGGGAGCGUGCGACUUUGUAGGGUGGUGGCGGCCCUCCCCCGACUCCUAGGAACAAGUCUCUUGAUGCAGUCUCCAGAUGUAGAGCUCUCCUUCCCACAGCAACCAGAGGCCUCCAACUUCUUUAAUGGUACAAAGCGGGGAACGUUGGUUCUCACUUCAUACCGGGUGAUUUUCCUGACUUCACGCUCAGUCGAUGAUCCCAUGUUGUCUUUUAUGAUGCCAUUUGACCUGAUGAAGAACUGCACCGUUGAACAACCACUCUUUGCUGCAAACUACAUUAAAGGAACUAUUCAGGCAGCUCCAUAUGGUGACUGGGAAGGACAGGCUACUUUUAAACUAGUCUUCAGAAGAGGAGGUGCCAUCACAUUUGCCCAAUUGAUGAGCAAAGCUGCCUCUGCUGCUGCCCAAGGAGUUCCACUUAGAACCGUAAAUGCCUGGUUCGGCCCUGUACAAAUUUAUGUUACUGGUCAGGGGAAUGUGUGCACUCCACAGACACCUUGUUCAGUAAUUGUCUAUGGAGCCCCGCCCAUGGGAUAUGGCACCUCGCCUCCAGAGUAUGGAGCCCCACCUAUGGGAAAUGAAGGCCCACCUGUGCGAUAUGGAGCCCCGCCUGCUGGAGCUGUAGCUGCCCAGACUCUGGAAAAUGAGGCUUCGCUUCCUUCUACCUCAUAUUCUCAGGCGCAUUCUCCACCUUCUAAGAUGUAAACCUUGAAAGACUAACCAAGCAAAGAGGCAUCCUAAAAUUGAAGUCAGGAUAAGAAGGACUCAGUGACAAGGAGAGGAAGAGAGAAGAGAAUCUCCAAACUAGAGCAGGAAUAAGGCUCCCUCAAUUCAGCUUUUCAGUGUCUGCAGGAAUGUGAUGGUUCCCUGUCACUUCCUUGGCUCCAUUCCAUGUGUGAUUGCUGUUUGGUCCUUCUUUCCAGAGGAAGUGAGUGGGGGUGCCACUAGUCAGCCGUCGAGAAGCUUGCCUGUAUUGUUUUGAUGCCCGUACCAGGAAGACUUUUGGUCUGGACAUGUGGCCCAACCUUGUAAGGACAUCAGUUGGUCCCUUGUGCAAAUAUCCCUUACCUGCAAGUCCUUAUCUCUUCACAAAUCGAUUCCUGAAAAGGAGAUGAGGCUUUUCUGGUCUGGCAUAUAAGGAGCUGGGAAGUCAACACUCCCAUCUUCACUAGAAGAUAAAAGCUGAACAAAUUGAAAAUUAACUCUUUUUCGAUGUGUCAGAAUUGAAGUCAUAGGAUAAACUUCUGCCCCCAAUUUGGGGACAGACAGGUAGAUACAGCGAAUCAUAACUUAACAGGAACAAAAAUUCAGGAACAGAAACCUGCCACUGGAGCCUAUACCAAGGUAGGAAAACUUAAAUUGUAACUGACGGAUUGUGAAAGUUCAGUGUGGACAAGCUAGAGAGUUAUCAACUUCAUUGUGGCCCAGUCUUAGGGGGUGGCCCAACGUUUUUGUGAGUUCUAUCUCCA
This is a messenger RNA of Lemur catta (Ring-tailed lemur), 1590 nucleotides long. It is a transcript of the gene WBP2NL, whose product is annotated as WBP2 N-terminal like. Lineage: Eukaryota; Metazoa; Chordata; Mammalia; Primates; Lemuridae. Bases 185 to 826 code for a protein of 213 amino acids. The transcript is spliced from 8 exons. The record is from RefSeq and is a predicted model, not a curated record. Gene Ontology annotation, molecular function: transcription coactivator activity; chromatin DNA binding. Gene Ontology annotation, cellular component: nucleus. Gene Ontology annotation, biological process: positive regulation of DNA-templated transcription.